This is a messenger RNA of Prunus armeniaca (apricot), 360 nucleotides long. Lineage: Eukaryota; Viridiplantae; Streptophyta; Magnoliopsida; Rosales; Rosaceae. The record is from the annotation of a GenBank genome assembly.
AUGCUUAACCUUGGGAGGUGUGCUUGUUGUGUAGAUUUUCGAUGUGGGACUGUAGACAUCGAUUGUGGGCCUGCUACGUGUCCUGGAGAAGAAGGUUGCCCUAAUCGAGGAAUCGGAGUCCCCCAAGUUCUCUUUCGAGAGUUCUCGGAAGGGAACUUGAUAUUCUCUUCGGCAAGCGAGAUCCCAUCCGACCGUUUGGUAAUUCAGCUGAUGGAGGGGCUCAAUCUUGGCCCUUCCGUGCGUUCCCAUUUAGAAAUUGAUGUCGGGAAAGUCAAAAGGUCGCUUCAAGCGAGGAGUGAUGGGACUGAAGGGCGCUUCGUCUUCCGUGCCCCACGUGUUGUCAUGUCAUCCACGAAAUGA